Thelazia callipaeda (thelaziosis nematode) is the source of this 1500-nucleotide messenger RNA. The record is from the annotation of a GenBank genome assembly. NCBI's taxonomy places the organism in Eukaryota, Metazoa, Nematoda, Chromadorea, Rhabditida, Thelaziidae.
AUGGCGACGUUAAUUAUAAGACAGGGCAUUGACACAAAUUUGCAGUUAUCAAAAGGUACUCAAGUUUUGCUAGUGGGUAAAACAAGUCAUCUGAAAAAUAUUGAAUAUGAGCAUGGUCUCGAAGCAAAAUUAUCUGGUCUCGUCAGCCAGAAAUUAUGGCAAUCAGCAUUAGAACUCUCGACAAAGGAUAGUUCAGUAGCGGUUCCACUUUAUCUGAAUCUUGCCACUGUUAUUGCUUUGGCGGAAGAUUGCAGUCGACAUAAUGCUCCUUCAAAUUGCUUAUCAAUUUUGAAAGAAGUAAAAAAAAUAGGACACCCAGAUAAUGUCAAAAAUGUAUCUGUCGUUGUUUAUGCAAAGUUAGAAGAUGUGUCUGCAAGUAUAGUUGCAGUAUCACGUUGUUAUCCUCUAUAUAGUCGAUCGACCAAAAAUUCAAAAAGUUUAACAAAUAUACAAGUUGAAGUUGUUGUUACUGAUGGAAAGUUGGAUAAUCGUGACCUGCUGUUCCUGCAAACGUUGACAGAAUCAGUUCGAAACACUGCUCGUUUAACCGAUAUGCCAUACAGUGAGCUCAAUACAGAACAGUUCACUGAAGAAGCUACGAAACUAAUAUCUGAACUCUCGAACGUAAAAAGUACAAUAAUUAAGGGUCACGAUUUACAAGAACAAGGCUUUGGUGGAAUAUAUAACGUUGGUAAAGCAUCAUCUUUUCCUCCAGUUUUUGCAUGCUUCAGUUAUACACCAAAUAAUGCUACAAAGACAUACGCAUUGGUUGGGAAGGGUAUUGUUUAUGAUACAGGAGGUAUGCAGAUCAAGACAAAAACUGGGAUGCCCGGUAUGAAAUCUGAUAUGGGCGGUGCAGCUGGUUUACUUUGUUCAUUCCAUACAUUAGUCAAAUUGGGAUUUAAACAAAAUCUGCACUGUUUAUUAUGUAUUGCAGAUAACGCUGUUUCAAAUAUAGCAAAUCGUCCGGAUGAUAUAAUAACGAUGUUAAGUGGCAAGACAGUUGAAAUACAAAACACUGAUGCAGAAGGUCGUUUAGUACUAGCUGAUGAAUUUAUGAUUAUUGAAUUUCAUGCUGAUACAAUUAUUGAUAUGGCAACUUUAACUGGUGCUCAAGCAUAUGCAACUGGAAAAGUUCAUGCUGCAGUACUUACUAAUAGCGAUAAGUGGGAGGAUCUUAUAUGCAAAGCUGGUAGAGCUAGCGGUGAUCUUGUGCAUCCAUUACCAUUUUGUCCAGAUAUACAUUUCAAUGAUCUUAAGAGUCCUGUCGCUGAUAUGCGUAAUUCGACAUUCGGUAAAAUGCAGGGUCCAUCAAGCUCAGUCGCAGGUCUCUUCAUUGGGUCGCAUAUCGAUUUUGGAAAUGGUCUAAAUUGGAUACACCUCGACAUAGCCUCAACAGUAGAAAAUUCCGAUCGAGCAACAGGUUAUGGUCCAGCACUAAUCUGUGCUGCACUUGCUGCUGAUCUGGAUAUUCCAGUACUAAAAAGUCUGCACCUGUGA